Messenger RNA from Cooperia oncophora, 657 nucleotides. NCBI's taxonomy places the organism in Eukaryota, Metazoa, Nematoda, Chromadorea, Rhabditida, Trichostrongylidae. The record is from the annotation of a GenBank genome assembly.
AUGCUGAGUAUGUCCGGGCUGAAAAAUGGAAGAAUUGGAGAAUCGGAUAAGUUUCUGCUAUGCGAACGAAUGAAAGCUUUCUUGCAAAAAGAAGUGAUUAUCAUCAUUGGAUCUGCCGAACACCCUAGUGGUGUCUUUCCAUGUCUUCCAGAAGUAGUCAAAGGAGCAUAUACAUAUAAGUACCUCGGCACAACUCAUCUCUGCACGUUGAUGAAAAUUAAAAACAUGGCUCCAAACACUACCGAAUAUACUUACGACGUAAUCACUGCGGAAAAAGACAAGAAACCGGUCAAUAAAAUGUUGAAGGUCUUCUAUCACAAGUGGAGCGACGGCGAAAAUCCAAAGGAAUAUGAUGAGAUUUUGCAAUUGGCCAGAGUAUAUAAGCCGAGCAAAACGUUAUGUUCUAGCGAUCGAAGAAAGGAAGUGUUUUCACUGAUUCAUUUGUUUCACAUAUUUUGUAUGGAACUGCAGGAACCCAUAAGUCUUGCAGAUGCCUUACAGCUUCAUACAGGUAUGCAACAAUAUGGAAAAAUUCAAAAGUGCAAUGGUGCUGUGCUGGAUCGUAGUGAACUGGGUUAUGUGAUGGCCGUCCUCAUGGAAUGGGCAUACCAGUCACGAAGUGUCACGCCCGAACUGAAAAAGGUAAAAGAAUUCUAA